Molecule: messenger RNA, 2310 nt
Organism: Frieseomelitta varia
Lineage: Eukaryota; Metazoa; Arthropoda; Insecta; Hymenoptera; Apidae
Gene: Kr
Product: protein krueppel-like
Exons: 3
Coding region: 97-1608 (503 amino acids)
Biological process (GO): regulation of gene expression
Cellular component (GO): nucleus
Source: RefSeq, a predicted model, not a curated record
UAUCUUGCGUCGCCUGCUGUCGUCGGAAGUGUCUCGCGCAUUGUGCAAAGAGGUGGAUGGAGUGUUACAGUGAAAACACGCAUCACGGAUCGUAGAAUGGCACUGUCUUACCUCCAGGAGGCGCAAAUUAACGCAGGACUCUUGACCGGGCAACACCUCGACAUGAAGCAAGAAUCGGAGAAGCAGCCGCUCUCGCCGUCCUUGAACAACAGAUCGCAAAUGGUGUUCACUGGGAUGGGUAACGCGCCGGCAGGUUUGUCUAUGCUCACGCCACAGCAAUUGUUGGCUGCAAGUAGAACAGCGGCUCUGAUGGCUGCAGGGAUUCCCGUGUCGCUGCACGCCACUCUAGCCGCCAGCCCGUCUCUCUACGGGCACCAUCAGACUCUGUUCGGCGGUUGGGCUCCGCCGACCGCGUCCUCGCCCCCGUUGCCGCUUCAUCACUCGCCGGGACCUGUGUCGCCCGCGUUGAGCACCAAGUCGACCUCCAGGCGCGCCACCAACAACGUCACGAACAACAACAACAACCACAAUAAUAACAACGUUGUGAGCAGCAGCGGCGACAGAAUCACGAAGAGAUCGGCAAAGAGGAAAUCGACGAAAUCGAAGGCGGAGAGCGUGCAACAACCGAUAGAGGGAUCGGCGCCUCUUAGCCCGCUCAGUUCGAUCAGCCCCGAGGCGAACAAGGACGCGAGAGACAAGGUGUUCACCUGUGGCGUGUGUUCCAGAUCAUUCGGCUACAAGCACGUACUGCAGAAUCACGAACGCACCCACACUGGCGAGAAACCUUUCGAGUGCCCGGAAUGUCAUAAAAGAUUCACGCGGGACCAUCACCUAAAAACCCACAUGCGGCUGCACACGGGCGAGAAGCCCUACCACUGUAGCCACUGUGACCGUCAAUUCGUCCAAGUGGCCAACCUGCGCCGCCAUUUGCGCGUGCACACCGGCGAGCGGCCGUACGCGUGCGAGUUGUGCGCGGCCAAGUUCAGCGACUCGAACCAGCUGAAGGCUCAUCUGCUGAUCCACAAAGGCGAGAAACCGUUCGAAUGCGAGCACUGUCAGAUGCGAUUCAGACGAAGGCACCAUCUGAUGCACCACAAAUGCGGCACCGGGAACGCGAAUCCUGGACAAAUAACGAGAUCACAGGUCGCCUCGCCGUCUUUGGCCAGCGACGAUCUCGACGAGGACAUUGACAUUGAUAUCGACGUGGAAGUGGAGGAGCCAGAGGCAACGUCGUUGCACGUCAAUAAGAAGACGAGCACGUCGGUAAGGCCAGCGCAUCGUCAGUUACCGAGCCCCGUCGUCACCGCCUCUCUGCCAAUACCGUUGAAUCUGUCCAUCCCCGUGGAUCUGCCGGAACAGACCGAACCAGAGGACUUAUCCAUGUCAACGGGCAUGCACUCGCAGUGCAGGUCGAACAGCGUCGGCGACUCGCCGCUAAGCCGCAGCCCAAGCAGCGACACCAUGCACGAAGAGGACGACGAGGACCUGGACACGUCGGAGACGUCCAGCUCGAACACGGUCUUUCUUCGGAAUCACCGCAACAAGUACGUGCAUCACUUCGCAUCCCUUGGGAACCCCGCCGCGGCUAACGUCGGCCACGCGUCCUAGUGGAAUAUUUAGGGGUACGUAGACGACACAGCUGCGUGUAGAGAAACCACGUUUGUUCGGUUCGACGCGUCUACCCAAUGAGGAGGAGGAGGAGGAGGAGGAGGAGAAACGGUGCUGUUGCAGAGUUUUAGGGUAAGGAAGAGAAAAAGAGAGACAAAUACGUAUAUGAUCAGGGAGGGAGAAACAAAAUGGAAUUUCCAUUGGUUUGUACACACUACGGGUAGCAAGCUCCGAAUCGAGCUCUGGCAAGCUCAUGAAAAUCGAAUUGAAUCCUCACGCUGAAUCCUCCACGCACCGGUUCACAGUCACUAUUGUUAAGAUGCUUUUUAUAAAUAUAUAUAUUAUAGUAUUAUAGAUGAUUAUAAAUUAUUAUUGUACGAGGAGGAAUUAGGUAGAGAGAGAGAGAGAGAGAGAGAGAGAGAGAGAGAGAGAGAGAGAGAGAAAGAGCGUAUCGGUAGGUCCACGAAUACAUUCAUUCCGUAGCUUCUAAUUUUAUUUUUCGAGUCCCGUUCGACUCAAUCACGCGUGUACGUAUGUACGUGUCGUGGAUAAUCGAUUUAUUACUUCCAUUUACACGGAACAGACGCACGUUACAGUGCAAAUUACAUGGAAUAUUUUUCGUUUUUCGCGAAAAAAAAAAGAAAAACAAUUCCGGCUUCGCUUGAAUCUCUACUCGUACGUGUUUGUGUGUGUAUAUAUAUA